AUGGAGAAUAAUAAUACGAAGAAAGUUGACAUCAGCCACAUCAGUGGCAAUGCCGUGUCUUACCACCAUGACGACAACAGUGUAGCGGACGGUUACGGCAUGUUCCAGUCCAGGGAACAGAUCAUCUCGGACUCCAAAGGACAGUUGGAGUUGGAGAAUGGAAAGGCCCUGAAUGGUCAACACAAUGAUGGGCAUCAUCAUGUGACGCAUCCUACUUCAUACGCUGACACGAUGUUGCACCUUUUCCGUGGGAACAUUGGUACGGGUCUCCUGGCCAUGGGAGAUGCCUUCAGGAACGGAGGCAUCGUCUUCUCGCCCAUAGUCACCGCGCUGCUUGGCAUCAUCUGCGUACAUGCACAACAUUUGCUGCUCAACUGUUCAGAAGAGAUGCAUCGUCAGUCGAAACGUGACCGGCCCCCAGGGUUCGCAGACACGGUAUACCUGGUGUUUGCCAACGGCCCCGUGAGGUACCGAGGACUGGCAGCCUUCAUGAAGGUGCUGGUGAAUGGGUUCCUCUGCAUCACACAGCUCGGGUUCUGCUGUGUCUACAUUGUGUUUAUCGCGAAUAAUGUUAAAAUGAUUUGCGACCAGUACAACAUACACAUUGACUUAUCAAUCCACAUGAUAUUUGUGGUGGUGCCAGUACUCCUGGCUUGCAUGGUGCGUAACCUCAAGUACCUGACACCAUUCUCUACCAUUGCCAACAUUAUGAUGGCUACGGGAGUCGCCGUGGUGGUCUACGAAGCCACCCAGGACCUGCCUGACGUGGAGACCAGGGAAUACAUAGGAACAUGGCAACAACUGCCUCUUUACUUUGGAACUGCCAUUUAUGCUUUUGAGGGAAUCGGAUUGGUUCUGCCCCUCAAGAAUGAAAUGCGCAAUCCGGAGAAGUUCCAGAAGCCUUUGGGUGUGUUGAACGUGGGCAUGGUAGUGGUGGGCAGCAUCUUCAUCACCGUGGGCUUCCUCGGCUACCUCAAGUGGGGAGAUGAUGUGCUCGGCAGCUUGACUCUGAACUUGCAGCCAGGCAGAGUACUCAGCAAUGUGGUGCAGGCUUUGAUCGCGCUAUCGAUUCUGUUCACCUACCCCCUGCAGUUCUACGUACCCAUCGCGAUCACUUGGCCCACCAUACAGAAGAAAUACGCUACAACCAAUCCCAUUGCUAAGGAACUGGGUUACAGAGCUCUUCUGGUACUACUUACCUUUGUCCUAGCAGAAUCGAUUCCUGAGCUCGGUCUCUUCAUCUCGCUGGUGGGAGCUGUGAGCAGCACAGCCUUGGCUCUGAUGUUCCCGCCCCUCAUCGAGCUCGUGUACACAUCCCAGAAGCCCGAAGGAAUCCCCAAACACAUGCUUAUCAAAGACGGAUUCAUCAUUCUUCUAGGAUUGUUCAUUUUCGUCACUGGAACCUACGAGAGCGUGUUCUCCAUCGUCAGGGCGUUCCAGGUCUAG
This is a messenger RNA of Spodoptera littoralis (African cotton leafworm), 1446 nucleotides long. The record is from the annotation of a GenBank genome assembly. Lineage: Eukaryota; Metazoa; Arthropoda; Insecta; Lepidoptera; Noctuidae.